UGUAAUCUCCCAAAGAGCGUUAGGGUUGACGCCGGAAUGCGCUUCGUCCACCCUAAGAAUGCGAUAGACUAUAGAAAACACAUUCCACAGCCCGCGGAUGCAACAAUAGUAGAAGACGCAAAGAACAACCCCACUUCGCUAGUGGAUUGUCACAGUGGGAUACUGAAGGUGGUAGUUUGUUUGUGUAGUGUGUAUGUUGUGGUUUGAAUGGGUUGAGCGAUUUGUGGCGUCUGCUGGCUUGAUACUUAUUUAGUUACAAUGACAGCCGUCCAGUUCCAAACCUUUUCCCGACUUUUAGCUUCACUAUCGAAAAUUGUUGCCUGCUUGGUCGAUGCUCGUACACCCAUACUAAGGACCAACGAUGCGACUAAGAAACAGACCCCAUGGCCUCGGCCUUGCUAAGAGGCAACCUCAACUGGCCGAUGCUUCUGGGUCAACCUGGUCAGCCAGUGGCGCCUCUGCCUAUGGCACUGGCCAAUGGUCCGCGGACACCUCCGUGGCCGGCUCUGGACAGUGGGCAGGUAGUGGUGCAGCAGCCGGUGAUGCGUCAACAGCCGGGACAGCAGCCGGGACAGCAGCCGGGACAGAUAGCACUGCAGCGGGAACGGCCAAUACGGGGGCAGCUCCCGCUAGCGAUGCCGCGACAACAAGCGAAACAGCCGCAGAAAUCGCAACGACCGACCCGACUACUCAAUGGAGUGCUGGAGCUCCCAGCGCCGAGCCCCCAACGGCUGCCGCCGCCGCUCCGGUCGUAGGGGCUACAACUCUCGCAACAGCGGUGAUUCCCACUGCUACCGACACGUCGAAAUCUCUCCCCUCAUCCACCACUAGCGAAGCCACUGCCACCAGCACCGUUCUCUCGGUUAAUUCAACAAAGCAUGUGGGCACGCCUGCCGGCACAAAGGCGGCUAUAGGCCUUAGCGUCAUCAUCGUCGUCGCCGCGAUGGCAGGACUCAUUCUGUGGUCGCUUCGCCGGAAAAAGCGCCGCCUCCGAGAAAUCAUUGCGAAAAGCCGCGGCGAGAAGGUGCCUGAAAGCCCAAGAACAAGUGACGAGUUCGUCAGGUACGCAUCCAAGGUCUACACCGAAGGGGCCAGCGCAAUGCGUCAAGCGGGCGGCAAGAUCAAGACAACAUAUCAAUCUAAAAUCCCUGUCCUGCGUCGCCACUUCGAGAACGCAAAGUAUGAGCCGAUCAAGGAGUUCAGUCGCCAGGUGUACUCGACAAGUGUGACCACACUGAAAAAGGUUGGCGGGUUCGUACAUUCGACCUGGGCGGCCAAGGCCCACGUUCCCCGUCCUUAUAGCACAUACAGCACGUAUAGUACCAGCAGUCUGCAGCAAGGCUUGCGGGACCUUCCUAGGUCGUGCCACGCAAACGAGCUGGCCCCUGUUGUGGAGGUAACUGAAAGUAUUGAGAGCCCUACUGGCUCUUCGGAAACAUUGGUCGGUGAUGUUGGUCGCUUAAAGGAUGCUGCAGUAUCAAGCACGCCCAAACUGGAGACGGGCAAGUUCCCGGAGGCAAAAGUAGCAACUGUGGAGACUGUCACACCCAUCUCCCCGGAAUCAUCAGGAUCAUCAUCGUCAUCGCCAUCGUCAUCGUCAUCGUCAUCAGCGAGCAGCAGCCCUUCAGUGUCAAGGAGUCCCACUGUCGACAGGGUUUCAAGAAGCCCAACUGUGGAAAGUCGGACCUAUCCCGGCACGCCCGAUAUUUCCUUUGCCAGAGUGUACCGGGUAGAGAUGGACUUCAAGCCUGUCAGCCCCGAGCAUGUCGAGCUGAAAGAGGGUCAAAAUGCCGUCCUGCAUCUCGUCUACGACGACGGAUGGGCCCUUGUCAACGUCCUUGAAACUGCCCAGGAGGGUCUCGUCCCCCGAGCCUGUUUCGGUGCAUAUCCCGUGCGACACCAAGCCCAGUACAUGGGCAGCAAUCUUCAGAUCUCGACCGACGGAAUCCCCCGGUCGAUCAGUUCUGCGACCCCCACCGAGUACGGCUCUGAUGGUGACAUCGGCCGAUUCUACUCGCAGUGCGCGAGCCCGGAUCUCCCCACCCCGGCGUCGCUGCAUGAAACCCUGCCACGGCCUCAGCGUCUCAAGUCCCUACCGUCGCUGGCAAGCUUGUUCCGCUCUGCGUCAAGUUUCAAGAGCAUGGUAUAGCAAGCACAUCCCGUUGAGACUGAGGCCUGGCGCUGAAGGAUCCGAUCCUUUCCUUUCUUUUUCCAUUCUCGUGAAUACUUUUCCCCCCUAAAUA
This is a messenger RNA of Aspergillus fijiensis CBS 313.89, 2243 nucleotides long. RefSeq lists its product as uncharacterized. Gene Ontology annotation, molecular function: protein binding. Bases 362 to 2149 code for a protein of 595 amino acids. The record is from RefSeq and is a predicted model, not a curated record. Lineage: Eukaryota; Fungi; Ascomycota; Eurotiomycetes; Eurotiales; Aspergillaceae. The transcript is spliced from 3 exons.